This is a messenger RNA of Lizanozyma spartinae, 849 nucleotides long. RefSeq lists its product as uncharacterized. The record is from RefSeq and is a predicted model, not a curated record. Gene Ontology annotation, molecular function: actin filament binding. Lineage: Eukaryota; Fungi; Ascomycota; Pichiomycetes; Serinales; Debaryomycetaceae. The transcript has a single exon. The coding region runs from base 1 to 849 and encodes 282 amino acids. Gene Ontology annotation, cellular component: cytoskeleton.
AUGACAACAACAACUACUAAAGGGUAUAAAUUGGGAGCAAGAGGUGCACACAAUAUUUCAUAUGGAGGUCAACAUCCACAUCUGCUCCCUAAAUUCACUAGUAAGAAAGAUGAAAGAAACCAUGUUUUAGAACAUCUUUGUGGAGCGUUUAGGGUAUUUGCACGUAGAGGGUUUGAUGAAGGUGAAGCAGGUCAUAUUUCGGUUAGAGAUCCCAUCAAUCCCAAUACCUUCUGGAUGAAUCCUUUAGGGAUUCAUUUUCAAUUUAUGAUACCACUGGAUUUGGUGCACAUAGAUAUAACUACUGGGGAAUUUUUAAAUGAUGGUAGUAAGAAGCCAAUCAAUAAGGCAGGGUUGAUGAUUCAUUCUAAUAUAUAUAAACAUAGAACUGAAGUGAAAAGCAUUAGCCAUGCUCAUUCUGUGUAUGGAAAGCUGUUUUCCGCAUUUGGAAGAGAAUUGGAUAUGAUUAAUCAAGACGUUUGCAUUUUCUACAAGAGGCAAUGCGUUUUUAAAAACUUUGGAGGUGUAGCUCUUGAAAGCGAUGAAGGAACAGAAAUUGCUUUUGCAAGUCAAGGUAAGGCUGCCGUGAUCUUACAGAAUCAUGGAUUACUUACAGUGGGUGAAACAGUUGACGAAGCUGCUUAUUUAUUCUGUCUUUUGGAAAAAUCAUGUCAGAUCCAACUUUUGGUAGACAGUUGCAAUGUGAAACAAAAGCCCCAUAUUAUUCCUGAAGAUGUUGCUGAAUAUAGUGGAUACGUAGUUAAUGAUCCAGAAACUAUGUAUGCUUCAUUCCAACCAGAUUAUGAAAGAGAAGUGAGGUUGUCACAAGGUGAGUUUUUGAUCACAAGAUAA